UCGGCUCGGCUCGGCUCAGCUCGGCUCGGAACCGUCCGGAGCAACAUGCAGGAUGGCGAGUGUGGAGACAGCCGCCGAACACGAGCGAAUCCUGCGGGAGAUCGAGAGCACGGACACCAACUGUAUCGGACCGACCCUCCGGUCGGUGUACGACGGCCAGGAACAUGGCCUCUUCAUGGAGAAGCUGGACGCGCGGAUCAGGAACCACGACCGAGAGAUCGAGAAGAUGUGUAACCAUCACUUCCAGGGGUUCGUGGACUCCAUCACAGAGCUGCUCAAAGUACGAGGGGAGGCGCAGAAACUGAAGAGUCAGGUGACCGACACCAACAGGCGUCUUCAGGAUGAUGGCAAAGAGCUCACCAGCUCUAUGGAGGAGCUGCAACAGUGUCGAGUGCAGCAGAGAAACAUCGCUACCACCAUAGACAAACUGACACACUGCCUACCAGUCCUGGAGAUGUACAGCAGACUACAGGAGCAGAUGAGGUUCAAAAGGUACUACCCAGCGCUGCGGACGUUGGAGCAGCUGGAGCACACGUGUCUUCCCAGGGCGGGUCAGUACCGGUUCUGCUCCAUCAUGGCGGAAAACAUCCCCAAGCUGAGGACCCAGAUCCGGGACACGGCCAUGACGCAGCUGAGGGACUUCCUGGAGAGCAUCCGGAAACACUCGGACAAGAUAGGAGAGGCGGCCAUCAAACAGGCCCAGCUACAGCGCUCGCUGGACAGCUCCAUCUCCACGCAGCCGAGGGCCCUGCUCGGACGACGCAGCAGAAAGGAGGCGGCGGUGGCAGGAGGGGCCGGGACGGACAGCGAAAGGCAGGGUGGCAGUCCGGUGUCGGAACAGGACUCUGGCAUUCUGGAUGUGGAGGAUGAAGAGGAGGAUGAUGAAGUCCCAGGAGCUCACGAUUUGGUGGAUUUCUCUCCGGUUUACUGCUGUCUGCAUAUCUACACUGUGCUGGGUUUGCGUGAUGUGUUUGAGAACUACUACAGAAAGCAGAGGAGGAAACAGGCUCGCCUUGUGCUGCAGCCCCACUCUAACAUGCAUGAAACUCUGGAAGGAUACACGCGGUACUUCAAUCAGAUUGUUGGCUUCUUUGUUGUGGAGGACCACAUCCUUCACACCACACAGGGUUUGGUCAACAGAGCGUACGUGGAGGAGCUUUGGGAGUUGGCGCUGUCCAAAAUCAUCGCCGCCCUGAGGACGCACUCCUCGUACUGUGACAACCCUGACCUGGUGCUGGACCUGAAGAACCUCAUUGUCCUUUUUGCUGAUACACUGCAGGGUUAUGGUUUCCCAGUGUCGCAGCUGUUCGACAUGCUGCUGGAGAUGAGGGAGCAGUACGGAGAAAUCCUCCUCAAGAGAUGGAACAUCACCUUCAGGCAGGUGUUGGACCAGGACAACUACAGUCCAAUCCCAGUCUCGACAGAUCAGGAGUACAAACACUACACUUCCCAGUUUCCCCUGCAAGACCCCGAACUGGAAAAGCUUCCCUUCCCCAAGAAGCUUCCCUUCUCCGAGUUUGUGCCAAAAGUCUACUGCCAGCUCAAAGAGUUCAUCUAUGCCUGUCUGAAAUACUCUGAAGACCUGCACCUCAGUUCCACGGAGGUAGACGAUAUGAUCCGUAAGUCGACAAAUCUGCUGUUGACCAGAACCCUCAGCCACUGUCUGCAGUACGCCAUUAAGAAGAAGAAUGUCGGGCUGGCAGAGCUGGUGCAGGUGAUCAUAAACACCACCCACCUGGAGCAGAGCUGCCACUUCCUGGAGGAGUUCAUAUCAAACAUCACAAAUGUCCCACCUGACACAGCAAACGCUACCAAGCUGUACGGGACCUCCACCUUUAAGGACGCUCGCCACGCGGCCGAGGCCGAGAUCUACACCAGCCUCAAUGCCAAGAUCGACCAGUUCCUGCAGCUGGCGGACUACGAUUGGAUGGCCGCGGUGCAGGGAGGCGGGACUCUGGACGCCAGCGACUACCUGAUUGACCUCAUCGCCUUCCUGAGGAGCACCUUCAGUGUCUUCACCAACCUGCCUGGAACACCCGUAGAACACGCGACCUUACCGGGUAAAGUUGCCCAGACGGCCUGCAUGUCGGCCUGUAAACACAUCUCCACCUCCCUGAUGCAGCUCCUGCUCGACCCGGAGGUCAGACAGAUCUCCAUGGGAGCGCUGCACCAGCUCUACACCGACGUCAAGGAGUGCGAGAGUUUUGCCAGAGCCGGCCCGGUCGCAGGCUUCCAGGGUGACACGUUGCUUCUGGCCUUCAGUGACUUGAGACAAUUACUGGACCUGUUCACGCAGUGGGAUUGGUCGACCUACCUGGCUGACUACGGCAAACCCACCUGCAAAUACCUGAGAGUCAACCCACACACUGCACUGGCCCUGCUAGAGAAGAUGAGGGAGACGAGCAGGAAGAACAACGUCUUCGCCCAGUUCAGGAAGACGGACAGAGACAGACAGAAACUCAUCGACACCGUCAUCAAACAGCUACGCAACCUCAUCGCACAGCACCACACCUAGAGCGGGCCUCCUGAUUGGAUCAGCAGGCCUGGAGCCACCAUCCAAUUGGCUGAUUUGAAACCAUCCAGCCUGAUGCCAUAGCUGAUCUAUGCACCUUAACUCCACUGGACUUCCAACUACCACAGUCAGUUCCUAUUGGUCGUAUUUAACACCCAUAGCAACCAGUCUAAACCUGCAACGAGCUCAUCGGAUAACAAGCUUCAUCCAUCUGCUAUGUGACUGAAACUCUACUGGUUAUCAGGCCUCAACGAAGCGAUCCCAUUGGUUACUUCCUGACGGAAGACUGAGAGGAACUCACUCUCAGUGAGAAACUCACUACAUGCAAAUGCUGAACUUAAAUCUUUCAAAAAACAAACAGUCCGGUUCAAAUUCAAUCUGAGGGAUCUAAACUGAGUACUCUUAUUAGCUGGAGAGAAGGAAGUAAAGAAACUCUCUUAUCUGAUUGGUUCCUUCAAAAUAAUUUCCAUCAAACAAACCUGAAGUCUUCCUAACAGCUGAUAUUUAAGGAUAAUUGGUGAUAUUCUGUAUUUUUCUUAUUGUCAACAAACCAAGUCUGUAUUAAUCCGCCCCUGAAAAUAGUCCCCAACAAGCGCUCCAUUUAAAAACUACAGCACGCGCUGUUUUAGGAAAUUUAAAAAUGAAACUAAUCUAAAAUUUGUGACCUAUUUUUAAAGUCUUCAGUAGAAACCAACGCGUCAUUCGUUUUGGUCUUUUUCUUGACAAAAAGACAAAUUACAGCAUAUAACCAAUCACAUCCUUGAUCUUAUUCCUAAAGGCAACUUUAAUGUGAGAGAUUUCUGAUCUGUGGAGAACAAGAGCAUAAAAAGAUUAUAAAAUUACACAUUAACAUUAAGGUGGCGCAUGUCAGUGAAAAUAUGUGGUUAUCAAGGAGCAAAGCCAGCUAGAACAGUGAGGAAAAGUACUUAAAACCACAUUAUAAUUAAUAAACAAAUGCAGUGUAGUCAACUAAAGUGUGGGUCGUCUUCUUGUUCAUCCUUCAGGCGUGAAAAAAAAUCUUCCAGCUUCCAUUUGCGGUGUUUUUGCUUCAGUCACUCGAUGCUGUUGGGAAUUGUUUAACAUAAUUUGUAUGUCUGCAGCUUGGGAACGUUAUCCUUUUUUAGCUGUGACUAACGGUAGACUCCUGUUUUUUUCAUAGAAUUUAUUAUUCGUACCACAAGCUUCCCAUUUCCUAAAAUGUAACCUGAUGAUUCAGCAGUCUGUCCUCAUCCCCUCCUUUCUCUCGCAGACAACCUUUAAUGUCUUCCACAUUGCUCCCCCCUCACUGAGGCACAAUGACCGAACGUAUUGAAUGUACAUCAGAGAGGGUCGACUUCCGUAGCAGAAUAUCAUUUCAGGGUUGUGACGUUUUAACAUUGCAGCCAGAAAAAGCACUGAACUGAAGAUCGGGUCUGGAGAACGACGGAUAUAUCGGUGGCGAAUCGACAGAAUGUUACUGCAGUAUAUAUCCCCUUAUUGUCUAAUAAAGGGGGAUAUUAACACAACAUGGCAACCCUGUUCCCUUCUUAAUACACAACCUGCGAACACUUGAACGGGCGACGCUGCUCAGAUCUGGCGAUGUUAUUCCCUCUUCGUAAAGAAAAGCACAGCGAGUGUUUGGGCUCUUAAAGGGGGAUGUUGUCCAAACAUGGCAACCCAUUCCUCAUCUUUCAAACUGGAUCAUAUUUGAAUUUGGGGGGGGAGGAGGGGGGUGUUGAGCAUUUUCUACUCUUCAUGUAUAAAUAACUGGGUCUUAAAGAGGGGGAUAAUGCUCUAAUCUGGCAACCGCUAUAAAGUAAAUAGUGUUUUGUUUUGCCUGGUUGACUAGAAAGGAACUAAUUUGUAUAGAAAGCGUUGUACUAAUGCCGAGCACACACACUUUUAUGUCUUCCAUAAACACAUGCCAAGCUGUGUGUGUGUGUAGUGUGGCGACUUGUACACACACAAAGGUUUGUUUAGUUGAAGCACAGCACAUAAUUACACUAGAUUAUUAUUUUUUAAACUAAUAUGGGUCUCUGUGCUCUUUGUGUUGCUUUUUUUUUUUUUUUUUUCAAACUUGGGUGCAAUAAUAGCGUUAGAAACUGCAGCAUUUUCUGUGUGUGUGUGUGUGUGUGUGUGUGUGUGUGUGUGUGUGUUGAUUAUGGCGCUUUAUAAAAGGGAUUCAAACCUUCGGUGUGUCAGAAAGGAAUUUGAAGUCUUCCGCUUCCUCUCUGUUCCACAAAAGGUGGACGUUCGAUCAGUUGCCAUGUUUUGAUUGACUGAGCGACAUCGUGUGUGUGUGUGUGUGUGUUUCGGUCUGUGUGCAUGCCGGCACUGUGAAAUCAAGUGUGUGCAUUUAUGCAGAUGUGUAUGUUGUGUGUUGUGUGUGUGUUGUGUUUUUUUUUUUUCAUCCAUCCUUUGCUGUGUAUCAUUUUUAGGUGUUAGUAAGGGAAUGGGGCCGUCGCUGUUGAAUGUGCCUUUGCUGUAUUAUUUUUUCUUUUCCUGCCAAUAAAGCAGCAACACUGUGGUGUUUAAACUCUGUACAGUAAAAUGAGGAACUGACGAAAAAGAAAAGUCUUAACUCAACAUCCACCUGCUAGCUUUUUUCCAGAGCUUUCAACCACAUCUCACAGUUUGGAGGUCUGUUUGUUACUUUGUCUUUUCUGUGACACAAAUUCUAAUGCUAGGUGCCGUUAUUUGCUUUUAUCCAAGCCUCUAGAAACGGUAAUUUUUGUGAAAUUGAUGACUGAUCAGCAGCUCUGUCAUACUUUAAAACCUAAAAUGUCUUUUUUUUUUCAGUAAAAUUAAAGUCAGAGUUAGGAAUUAUCUCUUAAUUUCAAAGAAAAGAAUUUAUAAUUUAGACAUUUUUUCUUAUAUCUGUUAUAAAAAAAGUCCCCAAUAAAUAAAAUUCAAAAUAUUUAAACCUUUUUUGUUAUUUGAUCCAUUUCAGUUUGUAGAAAUAAGUUCUCUCCUUGUACUAAAGUUUAGCGUUUAGAUUUUGGACAUUCUUUCCAACAGAGCUCCGCCAUUUGUUGAACUCCUUGCUCGAGAGCACUGCGGCAGCCACGAGGCAUUCAAACUGACAACCCUCCGCUGUAACAGGUUCUCCAGAGUCCUCACACUGCAGAUGUUGUUGCUUACUUGUUUGUUUUGUAUUUUGUAAGCAGAAACCUUUGCUGAGACAGAAGCACUGUACGCGCUGUUAUAUUAAACCACUAAUGAAUGAAACUAAAGUAAAAUACUAAUAAAGUUGCAACAAAUGCCAACAGACAAAUAUGGAAUAAAUGGAAAACUGUUGAGAA
Dicentrarchus labrax (European seabass) is the source of this 5793-nucleotide messenger RNA. It is a transcript of the gene exoc6b, whose product is annotated as exocyst complex component 6B. Gene Ontology annotation, biological process: Golgi to plasma membrane transport; exocytosis; intracellular protein transport. The transcript has 23 exons. Lineage: Eukaryota; Metazoa; Chordata; Actinopteri; Moronidae. The record is from RefSeq and is a predicted model, not a curated record. The coding region runs from base 53 to 2515 and encodes 820 amino acids. Gene Ontology annotation, cellular component: membrane; exocyst.